This is a messenger RNA of Lasiosphaeria miniovina, 2442 nucleotides long. RefSeq names its product P-loop containing nucleoside triphosphate hydrolase protein. The record is from RefSeq and is a predicted model, not a curated record. NCBI's taxonomy places the organism in Eukaryota, Fungi, Ascomycota, Sordariomycetes, Sordariales, Lasiosphaeriaceae. Gene Ontology annotation, molecular function: nucleic acid binding; ATP binding. The transcript has 3 exons. Bases 97 to 2178 code for a protein of 693 amino acids.
CAUUUUUUUCUCGGCAGCUGGGCAGCCGGGCAGCCUCUAACAUCACCGAACAAUUCCCUGCAGCAGCGCCGACCGUCUCUGCCACCCAUCUCCGGCAUGUCUUCAGGGAAAAAGCACUCCAGGGGCGAGGGCGACGAGCAAAAUGCUCGCGCCUCUAAGAAAGCCAAGACCGAUGCCCCUGUCAACGGAGACGUGAAGGUCAAGAAGGAGAAGAAGGAGACAAAGUACAAGAAGGCCAAGCUGGAGCGGGAGGAGAAGAGGGCUAAGAAGGAGAAGAAGGAAAAGGUGCGCAAGGGACAGUCCGAGGAGCAGACUGAGGAACAGCCCGAGGAGCAGACCGAGGAACAGCCCGAGGAACAGGCCGAGAUACAGCCCGACGAACCUGAAGUCGAAGCGGACGCUCCUGCCCCCGACUCCGACACUGCCAUCGCCCCCGCCGCUGCCGUCGCCGUCGAAGCCCCAGAGUCUGACGCCGAGGCUGAGGCCGAGCCCAAGCCUAGCAAGAAGGAAAAGAAAGACAAGAAGGAUAAGAAGGAUCAAAAGGAGAAAAAGGAGAAAAGGGAGAAAAAGGAGAAAAAGGAGAAAAAGGACAAGCCCAAAAAGUCAAAGUCUGCUAAGGACGCGAUAACAAACAUAGAAGUGCAGAGCGCAGAGUCCAAUGGCAGCGCUGCGAUCAAAUCCGCACCGUCCCCCUCCCCCAGCGGGCCGGCGCAGAGAAACGGCGCUACCUAUGUGUACAAGGAGUCGGCCGCUCUGUCGGCCGUGUCGGAAGCCGACGUCGAGGGCUUCCUGACCAAGCAGGAGAUCAGCCUGUUCGACCCGCUCGGCGUCAAGCUGCGGCCGAUCCUGCUGUUCGACCAGCUGCCGCACUCGGCGCUGCUGGCCAAGAAGCCGUUCGGCGCCUUUACGGCGCCGACGCCCAUCCAGGCGGCGUCGUGGGCGUCGUCGCUGUCGGGCCGCGACGUCAUCGGCAUCGCCGAGACGGGCUCGGGAAAGACGCUGGCCUUCUCGCUGCCGUGCGUGGAGGCGCUCGCCUCCAAGCCCAAGCCCAAGCGCGAGCCCAAGGACAACGAUCGCACCGCGCACGCCCGCGCCGUCAUCGUGUCGCCGACGCGCGAGCUGGCCAUGCAGACGCACGCCGCCAUCGCCCCGCUGGCCGCCCUCGUCGGCCUUUCUGCCGUGUGCCUCUUUGGCGGCGCCAGCAAGGACGAGCAGCGUGCGCAGCUGCGCCGCAACACGGGCGCCGACAUCGUGGUCGCCACGCCGGGCCGCCUCAAGGACUUCUUGAACGAGGGCUGCGUGUCGCUCGACGAGGCCAUGUUCGCCGUGCUCGACGAGGCCGACCGCAUGCUGGACAAGGGCUUCGAGGACGACAUCCGCAUGAUCCUAGGCUGCUGCCCGGCGCGCGAGAAGCGCCAGACGCUCAUGUUCACGGCGACGUGGCCCAUUGACGUGCAGGGCCUGGCCGAGGGCUUCAUGGUGGACCCGGUGCGCGUGACCAUUGGCAACCGGCCGCGCGGCGGAGGCGACGAGGAGGGUGGCGGCGGCCGGCCGGGCAACGGCACCGUCGAGCUGCAGGCCAACAGCCGCAUCGAGCAAAAGGUCGAGGUGGUCGACCCGCGCGGCAAGGAGCAGCGCCUGCUGGAGCUGCUGAAGGAGGCCACGAAGGGCAGCGCCAAGGACCACCGCGUCCUGGUGUUCUGCCUGUACAAGAAGGAGGCGAUGCGCGUUGAGCAGUUCCUCGAGCGCAGGGGUAUUCGUGUUGCCAGCAUUCACGGCGACCUGCGGCAGGAGCAACGGACCCGCAGUCUUGAGGCGUUCAAGUCGGGCACGACUACCGUCUUGGUUGCGACGGACGUCGCGGCGCGCGGCCUGGAUAUCCCCGAGGUUAAGCUGGUCAUCAACGUGACGUUCCCCCUGACCAUCGAAGACUACGUCCACCGCAUCGGGCGAACGGGCCGGGCAGGAAAGACUGGCAAGGCCAUCACGCUGUUCACGGAACACGACAAGGCUCACUCAGGAUCACUCGUCAACAUUCUCCGCGCAGCCAAGCAAGAGGUCCCCGAGGAACUCCUCAAGUUUGGCGGCACGGUCAAGAAGAAGGGGCACGAUGCCUACGGUGCGUUCUACAAGGACGUCGACUUGAGCAAGAAGGCUACCAAGAUCACGUUUGACUAGGGUCGUGACUGGAACGGAGUUGUGUAAUUACACGCGUGUGCGUGGCAAAAGUCUUGUUCUCUUUAUUUUGGUAGGGGCUAUAGCUGUCGUGUUUCAUUAGUCCUAUGAGGCCUUUUCCCGCCUCCCCCGCAGAGACCGGUAGCCGCUCAGCAGAAAUUGCCGUUCGGACAGAAGGCUGCGUUGUCUUGUUAGCCUUGGCUCGGUAGCGCUAGAUAUGACAAUAGACGUAGAAAAGAGACAGAAGAAACAAGUACUCACAGAACG